GAUCUGUCGGUGGGACUCGCGCUUUUGUGGUCAUAGCACAUUGCCUGGGAUAGGUUCUGUGUGAUACCAAAAAUUAUUUUUUUGCUAAUUUUGUUUUGCUCACCUUUUUAUAACUAACUUUUGGACAUUCGAUUCUCUAGAAUUCAGCUUUCUACAAUUUCAUCCCCUCCUCGUCCGAUUUUUGCUGACGAAAAGAGGCAAGCGGUCACUGACUGGGUGAGAAUUUCCCUCUUGACAAGCCCAUUAUCAAAACGUCUGAAAGAGAAUGGGAAAAAUUUCAAAAUGAAGUGGAAAAUAUUUGUGUAUCUCAUGAGCGUUAUUUUGCCAUUUGUGUUGCUUCCAUUAGCGUUGUCUUCACACCAAGAAUUGCAGUGUGCAUAUGUAAUGAUAAUAAUUGCUGCUUAUUGGAUAUUGGAGCCAGUUUCAAUUGCUGCAGUUGCAAUGCUUCCUAUGGUCCUUUUCCCAGUAUUAGGCAUCAUCAGUGCAACAGAGGUCUGCAAAAAUUACAUGAAGGAAGGCUACAUGGCAUUCAUUGGAGGUGUGAUGGCUGCCUUAUCGAUGGAGAGCUGUAAACUGCACGAAAGAAUUGCUCUCAAAGUUCUGCUUCUAGUCGGUGCAGAGAUUAAGUGGCUUCUUCUUGGUUUAAUGCUUACAACGACGUUCAUGUCCAUGUGGAUGUCUAACACAGCAACAACAGCAUUAAUGGUCACCAUUGUUGACGCCUUGGUUGGAGAAAUCAGUUCGAAUACGACAGAAAUGCAUCUAGAUGAGAAUAAUGCUGUUAUUGGCAGUAAUUAUAUCUACAGUCUUGAAGAAAUUGGCAAGACAAGAAAUACCACUAAAAGCAAAAGAAAUAAAUCUUGUGCUUUGAGAAUAACAUUACUUCUGGGUGUCUGCUAUGCCGCCAAUAUUGGAGGAACUGGAACAUUAAUAGGAACCGGUUCAAAUUUGGCGUUCAUAGCAAUGCUUGAAAAAAUUUAUCCAGGUAGCGAGGAAAUUUCUUUUGCCACUUGGAUGAUGUACAAUGUACCUGGAGUAUUUUUAUGUACUAUCAUUGGUUGGUUCUACCUAUGGCUGAUAAACAUCUACUUCUCAAAAAUGAAGCAAAAUGACGAAUCAAAGGAUGAAAUUUAUGGAAUAAUUUCAAAAAGAUAUGGACAAUUAGGCACUUUAACGUCACAUGAGAUAUCUGUGAUCGUACUGUUUUCUCUACUAAUCGCCUUAUGGAUAUUUCGAGACCCGAAAUUCAUACCAGGGUGGUACACUGCUCUAGGUUUCAAGUUAAAAGUUGGCGAUUCAACUACAGCUAUUGCUAUUCUUUUUUUGAUGUUCUUCCUGCCAUCAAAUUUUCGGGAUUUGGACAGUCCGCGCAUUCUGGAAUGGAAAACAGCUCAAGCAAAGUUUCCCUGGGCAGUUAUUUUUCUUGUAGGAAGUGGAGCUUCUUUGGCCCAGGGUGCUCAGGUAUCUGGACUUUCGCAUUCCAUUGGUUCAAUGUUAUCAGCAUUGAAAGCUUUACCUCCUGGAUUAAUUGUUACCAUCACCUGCUUCAGCACAGCAGCGGCUACAGAAAUUUUUUCGAAUUUAACCACAACUGUGAUUUUGCUGCCAAUUUUGAGUCAGAUGGCUCUAAGUAUCGGUAUAAAUCCUUUGUAUCUAAUGUUGCCAGCAACUGUUGUGUCUUCAUACGCUUUUAUGUUACCUGUUGCCACUAUUCCAAAUGCCAUAGUUUUUGAAGAGGGUAACAUGAAGACAUUGGACAUGCUAAAGCCGGGUAUUGCCAUGAACAUACUGUGUUGCUGCAUUCAACUAGCUACUCUCCAUACCAUUGGUGUACCGUUGUUUGAUCUGAACAAGUUUCCAAGCUGGACCAUUAACAGCAACCUUACUAGUAUUGAAAAUGUGAUUUUUAAUGCGACACAAAUUCAAAAUAAUACUUCGAUUUUAUGAAUUGAAUUCAUUCAGUUUUAAGAUCUGAUACAUUUUUUGGACUCUUGAAAAUACCUUAACAGAUUUUUUACAGCAAGGAAAAUACUUUAUUUGGAUAUAUUUGCGGACUGAAAUUUCUGUAAUUCUUGGUAAAUAUGUUAUAAUGUAAUCCUGUUAACUUAUAUAAAAAAAAUUAAUAUUUCAUUUUUUUCUUUGUGUAUCUUGUUUAUGUCAAUCAAGAACAGCAGUUAUGUUAUAUUUAGCUUGCA
Messenger RNA from Argiope bruennichi, 2195 nucleotides. Its product is annotated as Na(+)/citrate cotransporter-like. The record is from RefSeq and is a predicted model, not a curated record. Bases 283 to 1947 code for a protein of 554 amino acids. NCBI's taxonomy places the organism in Eukaryota, Metazoa, Arthropoda, Arachnida, Araneae, Araneidae. Gene Ontology annotation, molecular function: citrate transmembrane transporter activity; succinate transmembrane transporter activity. Gene Ontology annotation, biological process: monoatomic anion transmembrane transport; citrate transport. Gene Ontology annotation, cellular component: membrane. The transcript has 15 exons.